CGUUUUUCAUCAUAGUACGCUUUUCGUUCGGACCCACGCGUACCGUGUAAACAGAAACUUGACUGUACGUAAUCUAAGCAAUAUAAUAGUCUAACCCCGGUUUCUCUCACAAUCACAAGACAGUUGAUAACGUUCUCCCUCCGAUAGCAGACGCAAACGUGUUUUUUUCGCAGAAAGAACGUCCAUUGGUGAAUUCGCUAGCUUCCGAAAUGUACUCGACGAAUCACACGGCAGGCAGUGAAACAAGCAACGUGCGCGUUGUGGACUUCCGGUCGGAUACUGUAAGUCUUCCGACUGCCAACAUGCGUAAAGCGAUCUUCGAGGCGUCCGUCGGGGACGAUGUGUACGGUGAGGAUCCUACCGUUAAAGAGCUCGAACGUCGCUCGGCUGAGCUGUUUGGCAAGGAGGCCGCUUUGUUCGUUCCGACAGGCACGAUGGCGAAUUUGCUGGCCAUUAUGGUUCAUUGCAGUAAACGAGGUGCGGAGGCGAUCGCUGGUGAUCUCGCGCACGCAUUUCUCUACGAACAGGGCGGUGCGGCUCAGAUAGCGGGCGUUCAACUGAGUACCAUAAAAAAUGCGCCGGACGGAACGUUCUGUUUGGAUGAACUGCGAACCAGAUUUCGGGGAUUUGACGUCCACGAACCGAAAACCUCGCUGGUUAUGGUUGAGAAUACCCACAACAUCUGUGGCGGUAAAGUUGUUCCUCUGCAGUGGCUGGAAGAUUUGGCGAAAAUAUGCAAGCAGCAUUCGAGCAAAUUGCACAUGGAUGGAGCGCGUAUUUUCAAUGCCGCCGAAUAUUUGGGGGUUUCUGUAGCGCGGAUUGUGCGCGAUGUGGAUUCCGUGUGCUACUGUCUCAGCAAAGGGCUGGCAUGUCCGGCGGGAUCGGUUUUGAUUGGUUCUGCAGAUUUUAUCCAAGAAGCUCAUCGUUUGCGCAAGGCUCUCGGAGGUGGAAUGCGUCAGGUUGGGUUUCUGGCGGCCGCUGGCCUAUGCGCGCUUGACGAGAUUGUGCCGAAGCUGGGGGAUGACCACAAACGUACGAGGAAAAUAGCACAAGCAAUUAACGAUAUGAACAGCUCAAUAAUUUCGGUUGAUUUGGAAAACCUCCACACAAAUAUUCUUUUAUUAAAGAUAUUAUCGAAAAAAAUAACUUCAAGUGACAUAUCGACCCGGUUCGCUCAAGUCUUUUCGAAGGAAAUUGAGAGUGAAAUAACCGACACACAAGGGAGAGGAAUUUGUGUGAAAGUUAGUGCACGUGAUUGGGCUUUCACCCGGAUAGUCAUGUACACGAAUAUUACAGACGAAGAGGUUGAUUUGGCCAUUAAGAAAAUAAAAUACGUAAUCAAGGAAUAUGAACAGAACAUAGUUUAACAAAUGACUACAGUAAAACCUUUUAUGUUCUCAGUCAAAUCUGUUUGAAUUCGAAACAGUGAAUAAAAAUAUGGUGCUGCCAA
Messenger RNA from Wyeomyia smithii (pitcher-plant mosquito), 1450 nucleotides. RefSeq lists its product as uncharacterized. NCBI's taxonomy places the organism in Eukaryota, Metazoa, Arthropoda, Insecta, Diptera, Culicidae. Gene Ontology annotation, cellular component: cytosol. Bases 210 to 1367 code for a protein of 385 amino acids. The transcript is spliced from 3 exons. The record is from RefSeq and is a predicted model, not a curated record. Gene Ontology annotation, molecular function: L-allo-threonine aldolase activity. Gene Ontology annotation, biological process: glycine biosynthetic process; L-threonine catabolic process.